Fonsecaea multimorphosa CBS 102226 is the source of this 1332-nucleotide messenger RNA. RefSeq lists its product as uncharacterized. Gene Ontology annotation, molecular function: hydrolase activity, hydrolyzing O-glycosyl compounds. The transcript has 2 exons. The coding region runs from base 1 to 1332 and encodes 443 amino acids. The record is from RefSeq and is a predicted model, not a curated record. Lineage: Eukaryota; Fungi; Ascomycota; Eurotiomycetes; Chaetothyriales; Herpotrichiellaceae. Gene Ontology annotation, biological process: carbohydrate metabolic process.
AUGGUUUCCACGUUAUGGCGACGUCUCUCGAUGUUCUUUACCAACCAGCCUCGAGCUACUUGGGUGAGAGGUAUCGGUAUCAUCUUAUUUCUCUUGACGGUUCUCUCCACAGCGACAGCCAUUGCGUACUCGACCUCAAAUGUUGAGACAGUAUCACCGUCUCACUAUGCUGUGAUCAAGUCCAAUUUUGCCGAUCCAUGCCUGCUGAGUGUGGAUGGGAUGUUCUAUGCGUUUGCGACGCGACCAGAUCCUUCGUUACAUGUCCAAGUUGCAAGUGCGAAGGAUAUAUCGGAUUGGACAUUGCAUGAGGGAUAUGAUGCCAUGCCCAAACUACCGAAAUGGGCUGUCCAAGAUGGCGAUGCUGCAGUGUGGGCGCCAGAGGUUGUGCAACGGCCCGACGGGAGCUUUGUUCUCUACUUCUCGGCAUCAUGGCAUGCCAACAGUCGCUUUCACUGUGUCGGCGCCGCAACAUCUCCCAAUGUCACAGGCCCAUAUGUCCCAAUGGAAGAGCCACUUACCUGUCCCUUCGACCAAGGUGGCGCAAUCGACCCGACUUUCAUCUACGACCGACGAAAGAACAUGUCGUUUGUCGUCUACAAGAACGAUGGCAACGCAAUUGGCACCGGCGGAGCUUGCAGUAAUAGCAACUGGCCCAACACGCCCACUUCGUUCCAAUUCAACAUCGUCGACAACGAGGACUAUACAACACGCAUUGGAAACGAUACCUGGACUCCCGUUGGCAAUGCCACUUGGAUUUUGUUCAGCGAACGUAGCGAUGGGCCAAACGUGGAAAGUCCACAGAUAUUCUACAGGGGCGAUGCCCAGGGCAGAUUCGCCCUAGCUGGAGACCUCUCGGCUUACCAUCUGAUCUACAACGCGGGCUGUUUCGCAGAUGAGUCUUAUCGCAUCGAACAUAUUGUCUGCCGAGCAACUCAACUGAACGCGGUGUCCACACAGUGGACUCACCAUGAUCCCACAUAUGUUCCGUUCUUCCGGGAUUGCUCGUUUGGCGCCAUGCAACCCGAAAGCUAUAAAUCUUGGGGCCAGGCGUUCCUAGGAUUUAGGGACAAUAUUGACAAUCACUACGACUUGAUCUUGAAAUCUGGUGUAUUCCGGCAGCCUGACGGAGUUGGCGUGCAGCUAUAUGCACCUGGGGGCCCUGCAGUGAUUCAAGAUGGACGAUACAUGGCUUUCCAUGCAGACAUCAGCCGGGAUUGGUAUGAGGGUAAAGUAUGUCCCACCUGUAGGGUCCGAGCUAUGUUCGUUGCCGAAUUGGAAUAUGGCAGUAAAGGCACGGGACUGAGGGUCAAAAGGCUGAUCAAACCUAAGUGA